Messenger RNA from Fusarium proliferatum ET1, 231 nucleotides. RefSeq lists its product as uncharacterized. Bases 1 to 231 code for a protein of 76 amino acids. The transcript has a single exon. NCBI's taxonomy places the organism in Eukaryota, Fungi, Ascomycota, Sordariomycetes, Hypocreales, Nectriaceae. The record is from RefSeq and is a predicted model, not a curated record.
AUGCCAACCCCCUUCUACGUUCAAGUCCCCCGUCAAGGGAACCAAUCACCCAACUUUGUACAUCAGAGCACCGCAUACUCUGAGAGGACGAAUGCUUGGUUGCGAGAGGAUCAUAAGGAUAUGCCGUGGCAUAUCAUUGAUUCGAUUGUAACGUCUAGCAGUAACACAUCUGACCCCAACCCCAACACCAGCGCUUCACCAAACCCUGCCACUCAGGGCAGUGCCAAGUAG